This is a messenger RNA of Paramecium tetraurelia, 516 nucleotides long. RefSeq lists its product as uncharacterized. NCBI's taxonomy places the organism in Eukaryota, Ciliophora, Oligohymenophorea, Peniculida, Parameciidae. The transcript has 3 exons. The record is from RefSeq and is a predicted model, not a curated record.
AUGAAUUAACAUCAGGAGGAUGCUGAAAUAUUUGACAUACCCACUUCUAAGAGAAACUCAGAACUAAAUGGGAGAGCUCUCUCAUCAACGGUCUUUGCCAUUAUAUACAAUUUUUGUUGGGGAUUGCUCUUUUUCCUGUUUAGACAUUAUAAUGAUUAGUCUUGCGAUAGUAUCAAUGCGUGGUCAUUGUAUGCUGAGAUCUUUUUGUUUUUGAUGGCUGGAUACAAAUUGUAAGAACUUUAUUUUCUAUAAAGAAUAAUUGAGUUGCCAAUUCAACACAAAACCAACGGAGUUUGGAAAGAUAAACUGUUUGACGCAGUCGACUAUGUGGAGUUAUUCUUCAACAUUUUGAUUUUGAUUGGGCUCACAUAUGCCUAUUUGCAACAUGAAGAAUGCACCCAUUUGAGAAUGUUCAUCCUAAGCUAUUUGGUUGUAACCUACUUCAUAAUAUUGGUUUGGAUUUUGACGAUGAUUUAUCUUAUUUGCAACAGAGAUGAACAAUCUAGAAGUUCAUGA